Puccinia graminis f. sp. tritici CRL 75-36-700-3 is the source of this 780-nucleotide messenger RNA. RefSeq lists its product as uncharacterized. Lineage: Eukaryota; Fungi; Basidiomycota; Pucciniomycetes; Pucciniales; Pucciniaceae. Bases 1 to 780 code for a protein of 259 amino acids. The transcript has a single exon. The record is from RefSeq and is a predicted model, not a curated record.
AUGACCACAGAUAAGGAUUUUGACUGCCAUUCAGCCAUAUUGAUUGGUGAUACAUGUGAACUAGAUGAAAUCCAAGGGGAUGACCGGUCCGAUUUGGACAUCAAUGCAGCUCCCUAUCAGUUUCACCAAGGACAAGAUUUGACCUCCGAGGCUAUUCCAGAGAAUCGUAUUGGCCAUUUUUUCCCUGAAACCAAUUCAACCCAACAAUCUGAACCAGAUUUUGACUUGAAAAACUACAGCGCUAAAGAUGUUGACAACUGGGCCAGCACCCUGUCAGCAGAUGAAUUUGAGAACCUUCGAAUCAUGGGACCCGACACUAGAACCAAAUCCUUCCAACAAUAUGCAACUCUACACAUUGAUCAAUUGACUCGGCCGCAUUCCCCACUCAAUUCUUUACCUCCCCAAUCAAAUCAAGCACUCCAAAGCCAAAACAUCUACCCAACCACCAAUGAAAUCAGCAACCAUUGUAUUCCUUCACCUCAUGUUGAACAUCACCCUGAUCAAUUCAACCCUUUGAAUUACUAUGAACACUCCAACUACUGUGCCUCUGAUCUUGAUGAGAAUCCAGAGAACAAAUCAGUUUUAGAUGACAGCAGCUUUAAUGGUGUUUUUGACAACAGUGGUUUUGAUGAUGGUGAAUACAACAAUUGUGGUUUCGACAAUGGGAGAUUUGACGAUGGCAGUUUUGACAAUGGUGGUUUUGACGAUGGCGGAUUUGACAAUGGCGGAUUUGAAGAUGGCGGGUUUGAUGAUGGUGGUUUUGAUGAUGCUUAUUAUUAG